Vitis riparia (riverbank grape) is the source of this 1538-nucleotide messenger RNA. RefSeq names its product probable nucleoredoxin 3. The coding region runs from base 214 to 1413 and encodes 399 amino acids. Lineage: Eukaryota; Viridiplantae; Streptophyta; Magnoliopsida; Vitales; Vitaceae. The transcript is spliced from 4 exons. Gene Ontology annotation, molecular function: thioredoxin-disulfide reductase (NADPH) activity. The record is from RefSeq and is a predicted model, not a curated record.
CAUACGUUAGCAACAAUGACUCAUCCCUUAUCAUCAUAUUCACCUACACUUCAUGUGGGUGGAUAUUCCUCUCCUCACUAAAUUUAUUCUCCUUGCGCCCUUUUUCCUUUUCGCAAAUCUCUCAAAACAAAGGGUUGAUCCAUGAAAGAAGGAUAAUCAACAACUGUAAGAUAAGAGGAAAAGAGUGGGUGGCAGUUCUUGCUUCAAGCUCUAAUGGCAGGGCCUGAUCUUGGAGUGGAAUGUGUAGACAGCAACGACAUCAUAACAGUAUUAGCAUCAGAAGGGAUUGAGUUCCUUUUAUCUGGUGAAGGAAAGGUAUCUUUAUCAUCAACUGAAGGGAAGAUGAUUUGCCUCUUCUUCUCAGCCAACUGGUGCAGGCCUUGUAGAACUUUUACACCACAGCUGGUCCAAAUCUAUAAUUCAUUAAUAAAGACUGGUAGAAUGAUAGAGAUUAUAUUCAUAUCCUUUGACCGAGAUGAGACUGGAUUUGGGGAGCACUUUAAGUCCAUGCCAUGGCUUGCAGUUCCGUUCAAUGUAGAUUUGCAUAGGCGAUUGAGUGACCACUACCAUGUUGAUCACAUCCCAUCAUUUAUACCAUUGGGCUUGGAUGGAAAAUCAAUUGAAGAAGAUGCAAUUGGGUUGAUUGAAGACUAUGGUGCAAGUGCAUUUCCCUUCACAAGCCAGAGAAGGGAGGAAUUGAAGGCUAUGGAUAAUGCUAAGCGUCAGGGAGGAAAACUAGAAGAACUUUUGGCAAAUGAAGGACGAAACCAUGUGAUUUCUAGCAGUGGUAGAGAGAUAUUAGUAUCUGAACUUGUUGGGAAGACAAUAGGCCUCUACUUUGCUGCGCAUUGGUGCCCUCCUUGCCGUGCCUUCACUGCACAACUUAUAGAAGCUUACAACAAGCUGGUGGCCACUCGAAAUCAGUGCUUUGAAAUAAUAUUUGUCUCAACAGAUCGAGACCACCAAGAAUUUGAUCUCAGCUUAAGUAACAUGCCAUGGCUAGCCAUCCCAUACGAGGACAAGGCACGACAAGACCUUUGCAGGAUCUUUGACAUCAAAGGGAUUCCAGCUUUGGUCCUACUAGGCUCUGAUGGGAAGACAAUUAGCACAAAUGGGAGGGCUAUUAUUUCCUCCUAUGGUGCCAUGGCCUUUCCAUUUACUGAGUCAAGGACUACUGAGAUUGAAGCAGCCUUGAAAGAGGAAGGAGAUGCGCUGCCUCGCCAGGUAAAGGACCUGAAACAUGAACAUAUACUUAAGCUGGACAUGGCCAAAGCAUAUGUAUGUGACUCCUGCAAGAAGCUAGGGAGGUUCUGGGCAUUCUCUUGUGAUGUAUGUGACUAUGAUCUUCAUCCAACAUGUGUAGAAGAAAAACAAGAAACUUAUUUGGAAGAUCCAGUCAUGGGGCUUGUAUGAAUUUCAAUCUUUCAAGAGAUCAUGUCCUAGUUUGAAAUCAUAAUCAUCUGAAACUCUUGUUUGCAGUGUACCCCCAAUUACAUAUUAUACAAUAAUCUCAUUUUAUAUCUACUGCUACUUUGCCU